AUGGCACAGACCAGCCAGGCUGGUGGAAGUGAGAAAAAGGACUCCAUCUGCUCCAUCCUCUACUGUAAAAAUGAUUUGAAGGAAGGAUCCCUGCAGUGGGUGAAAGAACCCCUCAAUGGCCAGGUGCUCAUGGUGCUCAGCAUGGACAACAACUGCUCAACCACCUCCUUUGACAUGGAGCUUUGCACAGAGAAGCUGAAGUCCCUUGGGGUUCAGCAGGUGGCAGCAGAUCAGUGGAGAAGGUUGCUCCAGGAUGCUGUCCUGAAGCCUGAAGUGAGGAGGUACAUGUUCUACAACUCCAGGGCCUUCCAGAUCGCCGUGGCUGUGGUUUUCUAUGUGUCUCUCUGGACAAACAUUUACUCCACAGUCCAGCUGUGCUCCUUUGGGCGUUCCUGGGAGGCCAGUGUGCUGGUGACCUUGGCUGCUGUCGUGGUCACUGUGGUCCUCAUACUGGUUAUCAACCGUCGCCAGAGGAAGAUAAAUAUGAAUACAGAUGUCAGGCUGGCAGCUCUCAAUGAACUCUUGAUCCAACACAGUUUAAUCCUGGGCAUUACAGAUGCCCUGGAUGGGCCACACAACAUCCUGCAACUGUGGUUUGUGCACUUCAGCCCAGAGCACUGCCUCCAGUCCUUGGCUGCUCACAUCAUGGACCUGCAGAGGACACAUGAGUCAGGCCUGAAGCACAGCCUGGACCAGCUGUGUGUGGUGAUGGAGGCAGUGGUUCAGCCUGACCCACAGCUGGAGGAGGAAGAGGAGGAGGAGAAGGCUUCACGUGAAGAGUCUCCUCUUUUAUCCACUGCAGUGAACCUAAAAAAAGAGCCUGUGACAUGCAAUGAGCUGCUCCACCUCGUUCCUGAGGGCCCACCAGAGGUGAUGGCCCAGCAGCUCCUGGUGAUCUUCAGUGGCUGCUACGUCCGGCUCCUGGUCACUGGCCAGCUCCCUCGGGCCGUGGCAGGGGGGCACCUGGAGCCCAGCAGUGUGCCCUGUCUCUGCCAGUUCAUCAAGACCACCACGCUCAACACACAGCAGGGCUGGGUCAUGGGCAGCUGA
Molecule: messenger RNA, 1050 nt
Organism: Indicator indicator
Lineage: Eukaryota; Metazoa; Chordata; Aves; Piciformes; Indicatoridae
Gene: TMEM268
Product: transmembrane protein 268
Exons: 8
Coding region: 1-1050 (349 amino acids)
Source: RefSeq, a predicted model, not a curated record